AUGCGGCAGCAAAAUCAACCCGAUCGCAACCCUCGACCACAAAAUCGACCCUUGCAGGUCAUAGAGAGCCGCAGUGUCCAGCCCCGUGAGCCCCGCGCUGGUGAGGUCCACCAUCCCCCGCAGGAAAGAAUCAGCGGCACCCCACGGUACGGCUCGUUCGGCGGCGUGGAAAGCGAGGCGCAGACCGCCGUGGGUGAGCGAGAGGACCUUUGCGGGGGAUAUUCGGGACCGGUUGCGCAUGAGGGUGUUGUGGACGGAGGCGUACAUGUCCGAGAUGGCCUCGGCGGUGCUGGAGAAGGGGGAAAAGGCUUCCCGGUCGUUGAAGAUGAUGUUCCGGCUACCGACGAUACGGUUCCCGGGGGAGAGAUCGUGGCGGGAGUGUCGUCGUAUCUGAGCGUUCGUGGACAUAUGAGAUCAGCGCUCUCGAUUGCUGCAGAGGCUAACAGGGCCGACGGAUACGAUUUUUUCUUUCGGGAGAGCAUGUUGCAACAUAUCCACGGUGCGGUCUAA
Molecule: messenger RNA, 510 nt
Organism: Letharia lupina
Lineage: Eukaryota; Fungi; Ascomycota; Lecanoromycetes; Lecanorales; Parmeliaceae
Exons: 3
Coding region: 1-510 (169 amino acids)
Source: RefSeq, a predicted model, not a curated record